GUUUACAUGCCAAGAUGGUUGAACUUAGCGCGAGCUAGCUCUGUGACUGUGAAACACAAAUUCUUUCCACAGCUCUUAGCAGCAGGUGUGACUCAAGCAUAGGUGCAGCAGCCAUGGCCUCCGAGAGCACAGGCAGCAACUACUCGGCAGAUGAACCGUCGGUGGAGGUUCUGGAGGACCUGUGCUGCAAGUUCAUUCUCACGGCCCCCAAGGAUGCCCUCGGCAAGGACAAACUAUUCUUCCUGGUGGAGCAGGCCUGGUGGUACUACGAGGACAAAGUGCGGCCCAUGGCGAAGAGCCGCGGCACGGAGCUAAGGCACUACUCCUCGUAUGCCACUUUUGCGGAGCCGCUGUUUCGCAAGGUGGAGAUUCUCAAGCCGCUGCGGGUCAACCUGCAAGCCUACCUCGAAGACUACCGCAAGUACAAGCAGGGCAUCCCCGUGUACGGCGCCAUCCUGUUGGAUGCAGCCAUGGAGCAGGUGCUGCUGGUGCGCGGCAACAAGAGCAGCAUGGGCUGGGGCUUCCCGCGCGGCAAGGUCAACGAGGGCGAGACCGAGGCCACAUGCGCCAUACGCGAGGUGCUGGAGGAGACUGGCUACGACAUCCGCUCCCAGCUGCGUGAGCCGGACUACAUCGAGGUGACGGCGGACGGCAAGCGGCACAAGCUGUACAUUGUGACGGGGCUGGACCCCACAACACAGGAGUUCGAGCCGCACUCCAAAUGGGAGAUCGGCGCCUACGCCUGGCACCGCGUGGACGCCUUGCCCGCCACCGCAGACGAGGCCAGCCAGGUGUACAUGUCCGCGGACGGCGUGCGGCACCGCUUCUUCAUGAUCCACCCCUUCGUGGGCCGCCUGCGCAGGUGGAUCAGCAAGCGCAAGGCCCAGAUGGCCAGCCGCCAGGGCGGCGGCGGCGGCGCAGGCGCCGGCAACGGCAAUGCUGGCGGUGGCGGUGGCGGCGGCCUGGGCCAUUGGAGCGCGACUAGCAGCGCCGCCUCCUCUAUGCACAUGUCGCGUGCCGAGCUGCAGGCGCACCUGGCAACACUGACCGGGCCCUCGCAGCCGCCAGGGCUGCUGCCCGCUACGCCACCUGCGGCGUCAGCAGCGGCCGGCGGCGGCGGCGGCGCAGCAGCAGCCUCGUCUGCCGCCACCUCAGCGCAGCAGGGCGGGCGGAGCGGCGGCGGCGGCGCGAAAGACGGCGGCAAGGGCGGCCGCCUGGCGCACGCCAACCAGCCUGGGGCCGGCGCUGCGAACGGGAGGCAGCAGCAGGCGGCGACGGAGGCCGACAAGCAGUCACAGGUGAAGCUGCUGCAGCACGUCUCACAGAAGCUAGGGCAGUUGCAGGUGCACCAGCAACAGCAACAGCAACAACAGCAGCAGGCGGUACAGGGCUUGGGGUUGGCGGAGGCGGGGCCGUCAGCGGCGUGGACGCCGAGCAUGUCGCGCUUCCGGUUCGACCGCGACUCCUUGCUCAAGUGCUUUCCCCCGCCCGGUGCGACGGUGGCGGCAUGAGUGAGGCCGAUUGCUGCUGCUGGCGAGGCUGUGGCGCUUGGUGGUGCUGUGCGGCUCCCGUACAGUCGACUGACGAGACUGAGCAAUGGCAGGACGCAUUCGGCGCCGUUGGCUGACCGUGCGUGUAUGGAUGGACCACAUUGAACUAGGCACGCUCGGGACCAAGGACUUGGACAGGCGGCACUGUGUGACAUACCGACUGACCACACCCGGGCGGCUGCGGCAUUGCCGUGUGCGCGGCGGCCACUGCCGUGCUGUACAUUGAUCGGUACACAAUGAGUCAAUGACUGUACGAUAACCCAGGGGUGGUGCCCCCUAGGGAUCCGGACGGUUCGCACGCGAUGGUGCAGAUCUGUCCGGCGUUGCUGGGCUGCGGGGUAGCGCACGCGGGUAGGCCUGAUGGCAGCGGGCUGUUGCCGACAAGCCAGCCGCGUUGCAGCGGCUACGGCAGUGUGGGCUUCAUAGGCGGGUGGGGUGCUCAGGGUAGCCGCGGGCCGGGACAUGCGGUGUGUCCAGGCUGGAUAGCUGGGAUGUGGGAGGCUCGAAUCCUGUUCCAACGGCUGGCAAGUGUGCGCGGGUAGAUUUGCGAGUUGCGGGGGACGCGGUUGGUACCGAGGCAGUGCGGGCACACGACUGGUGGUGACGCGUGUUGCAUGCGGCGCCCCUGUCGUGGUACCGUAUAUAUAUCCGAUAUACCGUAGCCACCAAAGUGGUCCAGCAGAAUCCAGUUCCAGGAGACGAGGGGCCCUUGCGGCUCGGUUAGUGCCGUUAGUCUCGUUGCAGGUAUUAGGAAUGCACACUUCCAAUCCUGUAACACACACACACACACAGAAUGGGUGGGCCAGCGCAACGCAGCCAUUACACAGUCAUGCCUGCACGACACGGCAUGGCACGACAAAAUGCCAGACCCCACGCGUGGGAGCCCCCUCACGGAGCGACGCAAGCCUACCCCACACGGGUAUGACGCCGGUCUGGAAAUGGGGUCAAACGGCACGUCGUUUUUGACAGGGUUGGCGAUGCGGAUCAGACCCCAACUUUUGGCAGCAGGUCUGGCUACCCACGGCUGACGUGCUUCUGUCUGAUCCACAUCGCUAGCAUGUUGGUGUUGCAGCUGCCGUCCGGGGGGUGCGUUCCGGCCUGCUUGGCACGGUCGGACACGGUGGUCAGGUCGACCACUGAAAUAGCUACCGGCGUUCAAUCAAUAUUUGCUUGG
Molecule: messenger RNA, 2724 nt
Organism: Chlamydomonas reinhardtii
Lineage: Eukaryota; Viridiplantae; Chlorophyta; Chlorophyceae; Chlamydomonadales; Chlamydomonadaceae
Exons: 11
Coding region: 114-1511 (465 amino acids)
Biological process (GO): deadenylation-dependent decapping of nuclear-transcribed mRNA; nuclear-transcribed mRNA catabolic process, nonsense-mediated decay
Cellular component (GO): cytoplasm
Molecular function (GO): RNA binding; manganese ion binding; 5'-(N(7)-methylguanosine 5'-triphospho)-[mRNA] hydrolase activity
Source: RefSeq, a predicted model, not a curated record